AUGCCAAGCAGUCAAAUUGCCGGCCAACCGCCCGCACAGCCACGGCAGCUUGCAACAUCUUCCACCACUGCCACCACCACUAAGAAUAGUAAUAAUGAUUCUAACCUCACCACCACCACGACCACAGUGGCGGCCACGAUAGUGGCGGAGAAUGCCCAGUUAUGUUUGCAUGCUGCGCUGUCUCGUCCAUCUGUCGCGUUAUCGGUAGAAAUCAUGUCGCUGUACCAGCUAAUCAACAACAAAUACAGCGAGGAACGGCGGCGGCGGCUGCCUGGCCCAAAGUAUAACGACGGCUAUGAUGAUAGGCAUGGUCACUAUAUUGCCUUUACUGGCGAGAUGAUAUGGGGACGGUACACGGUGCAGGGGGUACUUGGUCGCGGUAGCUUUGGCACCGUUUUGAAGUGCUUUGAUGAGAAGCAUCAGGAGCAGGUGGCAGCGAAGGUGAUUCGCAAUGGGGAAUACUUUUACAAUCAAGGCCUUAUGGAAGUAGAUAUUGUGGCACGGCUGAACAGCCUUCCUUCCCUUGAGAACCUUGUCGUGCGUCUCGGGAAGGUCUUUGUUUGGAAGGGUCACCUAGUUUUGGUGUUUGAGAUGCUGAGCAUGAACUUGUUUCAGCUCAUUCAACGUACGAAUCAUAACGGGGUGAGCCUGGACCUCACUAGAAAGUUUGCCUAUCAGUUGAUAUUGGUCUUAAAGCAGUUAGAGGAACACAACCCGCCAAUUAUUCAUUGUGAUGUGAAGCCGGAGAACGUAGUGCUGCGGGACCCAAGUCGCAGCUCCAUUCGCUUGAUUGACUUUGGAAGCGCCUGCUACCUGCACCAGGGAGCAAAACUGUACAAAUACGUGCAGUCGAGGUUUUACCGUAGUGUGGAGGUGAUCCUGGAGCUUGGCUACGACACCGCCAUUGACCGUUGGUCUCUUGGUUGCAUGCUGGUGGAGUUGCACACCGGUGUCCCGCUCUUCGCUGGAAAGAACGAGUCUGACCAACUUGCCCGCUUCAUUGGGGUGCUUGGACCUUUACCCGAUGACAUGAUUGAACGAAGUGCAAAAAAGGAUGCCUUUUUUUUGGAUUCCCGGCAGUCACAGCAGGGAACAUGUGUGCAGCACUCUGCAGGGACGGAGCGAAGUGCUGCCAUGACAGGGUCAACCCAGCAACGGGAACACGCCGCCUCCCCGUCUCCGGUCAUUGCGGCCGAGGUGCUUCAUAGCUUGUCCGUGACGUCGUCGAUCUCUGUUGUCACCACUGCCUCUACGGUCCCGGUGUGGUCCUGCGCUGAUCACGCGGAUGUCGCCACCACAACAAUGGGAGCUCCACAACUGCAACAACAGCAACUAUUUGGAGCAGAAGCCGUGCGAGCAGCCACGACAACGACAGCUUCUGCGGCGGCGGAGGGACGGCAGGUGUCUAGAACCACCCCAUUAUCCGCACGCGGUGGCAAUACCUGUGGCACUGGCGCGAACAACAACAAUAGUAACAGCAAUACAAUGGCCGUGCCUGUGUUGCGUCGCCCACGAACGACUCUUGCGAUGUCGUCUAACGCCAAGAAGGAUGAUGUGGGAUGCACAACAAUGACAGCGGGAGGGACGCUCACGCCCACGGCAACGCGAAGGUGCAAGCAUACCACACCUAAGAAUCCACCGCAGCAGAAGACGCUUCAUAGCGCUAGUAUCUCGUCUACCACAGUCCCGAUGGCAACAUUGCCGACGCGGCCUGCAUUGGCGGGGCGGCCUUCUACUAUCAUGCCAAGGCCUCGAUUGACCUCAACAAGUCAUGCGCCGGUGCACAACGAGGGGGCUUUGCCCCCCUCUACAGGGGGGAGUCGUACGGGGGUGCAGCAGACGGUAGUGACGGCAGAGCUACAGCAAAAACAGCAACAGCAAACAAGUGCGGCACCGCCGAAGAGCCCGUUUGUUCUCCGCUGUCCGCCUGCCCCCGAGCAGUGUCAAAGUCUCGAGGAAAUCAUUGGGGUGUACUCGGGUGGACCGCGCGGUUGCCGUCAGGGGCAGGCGGGACAUGGUGUAGAUGACUACAAGGUGUUUUUGGAUUUUGUCCGGCGUUUGCUUUUGUACGACCCACGGAAGCGCAUGAGUUGUACGGAGGCCUUACAACAUCCCUUCCUUUCAGAGUUGGAGAUGCAGAAGCAGUGGAGGUACUUGGGUGGGCGGGCACCGUAG
Molecule: messenger RNA, 2175 nt
Organism: Trypanosoma rangeli
Lineage: Eukaryota; Euglenozoa; Kinetoplastea; Trypanosomatida; Trypanosomatidae
Product: putative serine/threonine protein kinase
Exons: 1
Coding region: 1-2175 (724 amino acids)
Biological process (GO): positive regulation of DNA-templated transcription; peptidyl-serine phosphorylation; peptidyl-threonine phosphorylation
Cellular component (GO): nucleus
Molecular function (GO): transcription coactivator activity; ATP binding; protein serine/threonine kinase activity
Source: RefSeq, a predicted model, not a curated record